AUGGGAGCCACGGCCACCAAGAGUGUUCCAUCAGAAAUUGUAGAGAAAGAACUCCUUCGGCAUGACCCGGAUUCCAACUCAGACAUGCUGGCCUCUCGAGGGCUGACUCCCCAGGAGUCUGAGACGUUGGAGGAUGUCACAGACCCCCGGAGGAGAAGUGGAGAGCGGUUCCUCUGGGUGCAGGAGGAAGGAGCAGUGAGCUGGGAGCCUUUGCCCCAGUGUUUAUACAGCACGUUUCCAGGGUCAGCUGCCGUUCAGUGCUUGAGUUGUGAAUGUUUAACACAUGGUGAUAAUGCAACUUGUCAACCUCUGUGGGUCAGCCAGAAUCCAGAGGAUGAGCCUGGGAAUCCUGAGACCACGUGCUCUUUCGAAGAAAAGAAACUCUUAGAUUUAGAAACCUCUGGGCUUUUCAGAAACCAGAAAACUGCAUGUAAGGAACCAGUCUUGCGCUCCAGGGAGAAUAAGAAAGAACACAGCACAGUGAAAGUCUCAUUGCCAAAUUCAGUUGAGAAAGUUGUACAUCAAGUUCCAGCAAUGAUUACCUAUUUAAGGGAUGGAGAGAGAUAUGAGGAGCCCGAUGAUUCUUUGUAUUUAGGAGAAGAGGACUAUCAGGAAAUUGCCGGAAUGCCUGCAGAUGCAGAAGCCACUGUGACAGAGAGCAGUGUGGAUGACCCAGGUCACAUGGUACAUGACAGUGAGGGCCACUCUGAAGAAUUUGAUGCCGCAGAGUUUUCUGGUGGAGAGCACAGCUGUGAAGACUCAGAAACCAGCAUUUGCUUGGAGGAGGAAGAGAAAAGUCUGGAAGAAAGAAAAAGGGUAUUUAAAGAUGUCCUGUCACAUUUGAACAUGGAUAGAAGCAGAAAACUUCUGCCAGAGUCUGUUCACCAGUUCUCCUUAGAUCGAGGAUACAGGUGGAACCCUGAGACUGCAGGAGGCUUAGCUUGGGAGUUCUUGAUGAAGGUUCAAGCCCUGGAUGUGACAGCCAGAGAUUUAGUCCUCAGGCAUACGCUUGUAGAUGAAGAAAACCAAGAGGAAUCGCCAACUGGCGUGCAGAAGUUGGAAACUCCAGGCACCCAAACCAUCAAUCCCCUGGAUGUCAUUUGUGCCUGCAUGCUGUGUGCAGGCAGCUCUUUGCAACGUGAAAUCAUGUCAAACAUGUAUCAAUGCCAGUUUGCUCUUCCCCUGUUAUUGCCAGAUGCAGAAAACAACAGAAACAUGUUAAUGCUGGGGGCCAUGAAGGACAUUGUGAAGAAUCGGUCGACAGAGUCCUCAGGAAGCCCCACGGGGGACACGGAAACAUCUCUGGCUGGCAUGAAGAUGCCUGUCAUUUCCUUUGUGCGUCUGGGACACUGUAGCUUCUCAAAGUCCAGAAUCCUCAACACACUGCUGAGCCCUGCCGAGCUGGAACCACAGAAUGUAUUUCUGCACCAGGAUUUGGCUGUUUUGGUGCUUCCCCGGCAAAUCUCUGACGGCCUGGUUGAAAUAACGUGGUGCUUUUCAGAUAACAUCCAUUUAAUGGAAAACUCUAGUGUUUUCCAAAAGCCUGUGGCGAUAGCCAACCUCCGUGGCGAUUUAGAGAGCUUUUGGACACAGUUUAGUUUUCUGAUGGAAAUUUCCUCAGCUCUGUUUUUUUUCACUGACUGCUUAGGUGAGAAGGAAAGGAACCUGCUCAUGUUUUUAGGAGAAACAUCCAUGAAAAGGUGCUGCUACUUUGUUCUCAGUCCUCAGGCCAAGGAGAGUGAAGAGGCUCAGAUUUUCCAGAGGCUCCUCAAACUGAACCCAUCACAGCUAUUGUUUUGGGAAGGAGAGGAACAUGCAGACAGGAGGGAGAACAUGAAGGGUCUUCAAGCUGCCCUCCAGGAAGUGAUGUCCUCAUCACUCAAGUGUGUGUCUGUGGAGGACAUGGCUUCUCUGGCCAGGGAGUUGGGAAUUCAUGUAGACCAGGACUUUGAGAUCGAUCAAAGAAAUCAAGUUUCUUCUAGCAAGCACAUGGCUGGAAUAGCUGAAGGUGAUGGUUUGCAAAGCCUAUCUGAGACCCAAGACAAGAUGCUUCAUAGAGAGCCUGGGGCUAGACAUGAAAUGAGUCAGAAUGCUCAGAGUUAUCACCACACUCCAGUAUUCAUGUCUCCUGGAGGGAACUCCCAAGCUUUACUAACCAGAACUGGAGAUAACUCUAAUCAAGUUUCCUUGAAAGUCCCCAUGAUUGUGAGCCCCCACCUUGGAUCGGAACAGAGAUCUAAAUGGUUCUGUUCUUUCUCCCUUCAGGAUACAAGGGCCCAUGCCCAAGGUGUAAGCUUGGGCACUCAAUGCUUCCAACCCCAGAUAUUUCAUUCAGAGGCAAGACUCAUGAACUUUUCAAGAAGGGCUCAAGGAAAUCCCUCUGAUGGAAUACUUGGGAGGCCACCCAUUCCCAUUUUGCCAUCAGUGUGGGCCCUUCCUCAGAGAACACAAACAGUGGGAGCUGGGGCAUUGGUCUCCCAGGUGGGUCACUCUAAUUCUCUGGGUUUCCAGCUGGCAGGAGCUGGCAGGAAGCCACAGCCUGGGCAAGCUUGUGCCCAAGGAACACAGCUGACUAAAACAGCUGACACAUAUAGGAGAAUAACCUCUGAUAAUAAAGAGCCUCAUAUCUUUCAACCAGCAGGAACAAAACCUCUUCCUCAGCGAAGUGCCCAACUAACAAUACAAGGGUGUCCUUCAAAUCCUGCUCUUUCAACAGGAUCCUAUUCUAUCACUGAGAACAAACUUUUACCCAGCUCUCAGUCCAAAUCCCAUCAGCCCAUGCCAUCCCAAGGAGUCCAGCUUUUCCAGUCUAAAUCUUCUUCACCUGUGUUGUUCCAAACUAAGCCCCAGCCCUCCCAUGCUGGACCUGCUCCACCCAAAGCCACUCAGCACAAGCCACACCAGGCCCACCCCUCUCAAGAUAAACCUCCCCAGCCCAGAUUCAGACACAGUCAACCCAACUCAUCUCAGACCAGUUCUUCAAAGAGCAAAGCAAAUCACUCAAGAGCAAGACCCAAGAGGGCUGGGAGGCACUAA
This is a messenger RNA of Ochotona princeps (American pika), 3036 nucleotides long. RefSeq names its product caspase recruitment domain family member 6 (gene CARD6). The transcript is spliced from 3 exons. The record is from RefSeq and is a predicted model, not a curated record. NCBI's taxonomy places the organism in Eukaryota, Metazoa, Chordata, Mammalia, Lagomorpha, Ochotonidae. The coding region runs from base 1 to 3036 and encodes 1011 amino acids.